AUGAGUAGCAAUAAACGGUACAUCAAAGAGCUCAAAGUUCUUCUCGUCGGCGACUUUGGAUAUGUGCACAAAAAGUUCACACAGCAGUAUAAGGUCACCAUUGGCGCUGAUUUUGUCACCAAGGAAAUUCUUGUUGAUGACAGACUCGUUACCUUGCAGAUUUGGGAUACUGCAGGACAAGAAAGAUUCCAGAGUCUUGGUGUUGCAUUCUAUAGAGGAGUUGACUGCUGCGUCUUAGUCUAUGAUGUUAAUGUCCGAAGAUCAUUUGACACUCUUGAUAAUUGGCAUGAUGAAUUUCUUAAUCAGCUUUUUGAUGUUGUGAAAACAGGAUGUGAAUCACAUAUCCUUUUUAGACUUGAACAUCUUGAUAUCAGUGAUAUAGGAUCUUAUACAUAA
Molecule: messenger RNA, 396 nt
Organism: Zingiber officinale
Lineage: Eukaryota; Viridiplantae; Streptophyta; Magnoliopsida; Zingiberales; Zingiberaceae
Product: ras-related protein Rab7-like
Exons: 5
Coding region: 1-396 (131 amino acids)
Cellular component (GO): vacuolar membrane
Molecular function (GO): GTP binding; GTPase activity
Source: RefSeq, a predicted model, not a curated record